Mollisia scopiformis is the source of this 3144-nucleotide messenger RNA. Its product is annotated as ARM repeat-containing protein. The record is from RefSeq and is a predicted model, not a curated record. The coding region runs from base 1 to 3144 and encodes 1047 amino acids. NCBI's taxonomy places the organism in Eukaryota, Fungi, Ascomycota, Leotiomycetes, Helotiales, Mollisiaceae. Gene Ontology annotation, biological process: post-transcriptional regulation of gene expression. The transcript is spliced from 5 exons. Gene Ontology annotation, cellular component: cytoplasm. Gene Ontology annotation, molecular function: mRNA binding.
AUGGCAGGAUACAAUGGCUCUAGCGAUCGAGAUCUGCGCUUCAGAGGGCAGCACGAGGCGUCCCUGCUCUCACCCCCAAGGAAUUCGAAUGGCACUCGCCUGCCUCAGCCUUUGCAGGACGGACGAGGAGGCGGCGGUUUGAUGCGUAGAUUUACUACCGAUUCAUCUCGAGUGCCGACAUUGUCAACAAUAACCAUUCAGCGUGGCCAGCCGGAUUCUUCUGAUUUUGGGCCUUCGAAUUACAAAGUACAAUUACUCGAAAAGAAGAAGCUCGAGUACGAGAGACUUCGCGAGCAGAAGCGGCGGUUCGAGGCUGAAAUGCAAUUGCUGGACCUUCAACAACGACGCGAAGAACAGGAACUUGCCCAGAUGCAAGAAGACCUCGGCCGAACAAAUAAUAACACUGCGGGCCACCAAUCAGAACCAACGACUCCUCCCGAAUAUCGAGAAUCCACUUCAGGCUUCCCCUCUGUCUUUUCCCGACCAAAUCGAUACUCGACUUCGAGUCUUACUUCUCCCCCAGGAUUGUACAAUCGACCUGGGAGAUCGGGCUCUCAACUCACUUCUCCUCAAUCAGGAAUCAUACAAUCUCGAUUCAUGAUGGACGACAAGCUGCCCUCCAAGUCUGUUCCAGGCUCAAGACGCAAUUCGGACGAAGAAGAGAAGGAGGAGGCCGUGAGACAAGAUCCUACGAGCCAUAGGGCUACAAAUGCGUACGUACUUGUGUUCUUCUUGCUGGGCAGAUUUGUACACUUGUAUCGCUGGCUUCGUGUCCCAAUAUCAGAUCGAUUAGGUCAAAAAGGUCAAAGGGUCUUGCAAUCCUCAGUGAGAUACUCAAUGCCAGUCACCAAAUCCCGCAACGGCAUGCACGAGAUGCUGUCCCUCGACCAGACCAAUACAGCUCGCUUUCUCUUCGGAGAGGAAGAGGGUGGAACUGCAUCACCUGAUGUCAAUACCUAUUUGGACAUGAACACUACUGCUGAGAACUUCCCAAUCCUUAUCCGCAACCAGGACUUCCCUAGUCAGCUUUCCGCUUCCUCGGCUGCGCUUGAUCUUGCGCUCGCCCAAUCCACCGGACCUGAAUCCAAUGGAUGGAGUGCAUUCACCCGCCAUCGCGCAUCCCAGUCCCAGCAGAUUCUGCCAGGUAGCAUUCAAGCCCAGGGUCAGGCCCAAGCAAACGGUUCGACCUCAAACUCCCAGGCCAAUGUCUCUGAGUCUCCCAUCUCCAGCCGAUCCAACUCUUUCAGACACUCUCUCGAUCUGAAAUACGUUGAUGGUCAAGGCCAAGAUAACAUUCCGAUGUCGUCACCCAAGCCACAAGUUACCCCGCCGAAGUUGCAGUCCUCCUACUCUGCCAACGAUGUUCCUACGAUGAGAAACGGUGUCCAUGCCAUCAAUACCACACCCAACUCUCAUGCUCAGCAGCACUUGCACAACCACAAUGCCAGCUUGGGUCGCAUUCCACCAAACGGUAUGAAUAACAGACUCAGCCGUGAGAUGACCUCCCCAGAGGCUGCCACCCUGCGUGAGGCUCAGAACGGUACUUACCACUCAAUCUCAUCGGCUCUUCACCCCAAUGCACCAGCAUUCGGCCCGUCCUUGACUCAAAGCAUGUCUCAAGCUCCGAUGACCGCUGCUGUCACUUCGCCUACUGGUCCGCAAGCCUAUCCAGUCCAACAACAAUAUUAUAACAGCUAUAAUAUGUUGAACAUGAGUAUGCAAAACAUGCAGCUUGCUCCACAACCAAUGUACUCCCCUCAAUACGCUGGUUAUGGUGGUGGUGCUAUGUACGGUCAAGCUCCCCCACAGCGCGAUAGCCAAGCCCGUGUCAUUCAACAGAGACGCCAGAAUGACGGAGAGGUCAUGAAUCGAUUCGCCAACAUGGCUCUGGAGACUCUUGGCGGAGAGAUCUAUACAUUGUGCAAGGACCAACAUGGUUGUCGCUAUCUGCAGAAGAAGCUCGAGGAUCGCAACCCGGAACAGGUUCACAUGAUCUGGCUUGAGACCAAUCAACAUGUCGUUGAGUUGAUGACCGAUCCGUUCGGCAACUAUCUCUGCCAAAAGCUUCUGGAGUAUUGCAACGAUGAGGAACGCACUGUUCUUAUUGAGAAUGCUGCUAAUGAUAUGGUACGAAUUGCCCUCAACCAACACGGAACCCGAGCUCUGCAGAAGAUGAUCGAGUUUAUCUCUACUCCCGGUCAAAUCCAAACCAUCAUUGAGGCUCUUCGCUUCCGAGUCGUCGAGCUUAUCCAGGACCUCAAUGGCAACCAUGUCAUUCAGAAGUGCUUGAACAAGCUGUCUUCUCUCGAUGCUCAAUUCAUCUUUGAUGCUGUUGGACAUCACUGUGUUGACGUCGGUACUCAUCGCCACGGUUGUUGUGUCCUUCAACGCUGCAUUGAUCACGCGUCAGGUGAGCAGAAGGCCUGGCUGAUUCGACAAAUUUCCAACAAUGCAUAUGUCUUGGUUCAAGAUCCAUUUGGCAACUAUGUCGUUCAGUAUAUCCUGGAUCUGAACGAGCCAGUCUUCACCGAGCCCCUUGUCCAGAUGUUCCGUGGUCGUGUUGGUCAACUCUCAAAGCAGAAGUUCAGCUCCAACGUCAUUGAGAAGUGCUUGCGCUGUGCUCAAGAGCCGUCCAAGGACAUGCUCAUUGACGAGAUGCUUCAGCCUACCGAGCUUGAUCGUCUGCUCCGAGACUCCUUUGCCAACUAUGUCAUCCAAACCGCCCUUGACUAUGCAAAUCCUGUCAAGAAGGUCCAACUCAUCGAUGCUAUCCGCCCUUAUCUCCCUGCUAUCCGCACCACUCCCUACGGUCGUCGUAUCCAGGCUAAGAUCCAAGGCAAUGAGGGUCGCAGUGGUCCUAACAGCGGCCAAGCUACUCCCAACGAGGCUGACCCUGGUCAAGGUAACACUCGUCACCAGCGUGGUCCAUCUAUUGUCUCUGCUAGCCACUUCACUUCUCCCAGUGGUGGUUACCCAAAUGGUUCCUACACUCCCGCUAACGGCAACAACAAUGGCCUAGGAGGAAAUCGCCCUGCUGUUCAGCCAGGUGGUUUCCCUUCCACCGAGCAAGUCACUCCUCCCCAAACCCUCCAAUUCCCUUAUGGUCGAGGUGCAGGUCAGAUUGGCAAUGGCAAUUGGGUCUAA